This is a messenger RNA of Psylliodes chrysocephalus, 1128 nucleotides long. Lineage: Eukaryota; Metazoa; Arthropoda; Insecta; Coleoptera; Chrysomelidae. The record is from the annotation of a GenBank genome assembly.
CCUUCAUUAAGUCCACAUAUGUGCCUCUCAAGAUGUGAUUCAUAUAUUUGUUUUGUUCAGUGACAAUUGACGAACUUAUUGACGCUCUUUUAUUUAUGGCUUGAAAGGAGGUCCAGACCUAUUUAAAACUGGCAAUAACGCGUACGGUUUUAUAAAAAUUAGUGUAUUACAAGAAAGUUUUUAAAAAGAAUUUACUUCUGGCAUCUGGAAGAAUUUCAUCUAAAAUGUCUCCAACUGCGACCGUUAUUUCUCCAUCGAGUAGUCUCACAUCUCCUCUAUCUAACAGGACAACAGGACAACAGGAUUAUUCUUUCUCUGGGUCAAUUAAUUCCUUAUUGACUUCUUUUCCAACUAACUGGUUCCAGUACCAAAACAAUGACCAAUACCAACCAAAACUUCUGAGUCCAGCUUGGAACACAUACUCGACAAACCAGCCAUAUUCCUUCAACCUCUACAGCCCUUCUUAUUCGAACCAAAGUCUUUGUGAUCCUUUGGCAGACAUUACCGACCAAUUCGCAGACCUGGCAUUAGACAGGAGGCCCAUUAAAAGGCCGCCGCCCUCGUACUUGUGCCACUUGUGUUUUCAAAAAGGACAUUACAUCAAGGACUGUCCACAGGCUCGUCCAAAAGGUGAAGGUAAAACUCCUUACCAAGGCAGAAAGCGAUGUUUUGGCGAAUACAAGUGUCCAAAAUGCAAGAGAAAAUGGAUGUCGGGUAAUUCUUGGUCUAAUAUGGGUCAAGAAUGUAUUAAGUGUCAUAUCAACGUCUUUCCUCAUAAACAAAGACCUUUAGAAAAGCCGGAUGGUUUGGACGUUUCGGACCAAUCCAAGGUUCAUCCGCAGCACCUGUGCCAAAAGUGUAAAGAAUUAGGUUAUUACUGUAGAAGGGUGCAAUAAUACAAUACAAUCUAAAAUGUUGCUCUGUUUAGAUUUUUGUUUUAGUUUUUUUAUUUUUUUAUAUUAUCUAGAAAAUAUUAAUUGACGUUUUUAUAUUUUAUUACUUUUAUUUUUCAGGUUUAUUUAUACUUUUAUUUUUUUACUGGAGUAAAUUUUAAAGUACUUAAAAUAUAUAUUGAUGUAUGUUACCGAUUAUCUAGAGAUGUUAUAUAAAUAUUGAUGUUUAUUUUCC